UAAGUGAGUAUUUCAUGAUAUGUGUAUAUACCUAGUCUAACCACUAGAUGUCAGUAGUGACGCACUUACCGGUAUAUGUUAAUACUGCAUGAGUGAGACGAGUUGUCGUGUUGUUGUGGUCUAGAGUUGCACCAUGUGCGCAUCGUUCUGAAAUAAAGAUAUGUUUGUCAUACAACGUUUAUUUGAUUAAAGAACAAACAUUACAUGGUACCAGGAGUGGUAAGAAGUUCAGUUAGUCGUCAUCUAUAAAAAUGGAAAGUGUAAAACCGCCUGACGCUGUGAACUGGACUGGAAAUAUCGAUUGUGAAUGGCGUACGUUUAAGCAACGAUUUACACUGUAUUUGCAAGCAGUGGGUCUGGAUGAUAAGUCGGAUGCAAGAAAGAUUGCUUUAUUGCUUACCGUCGCGGGACCGCAAUCGAUCGAGGUAUUCAACACGCUGGUGUUUGAUCGAGUAGAAUAUAAAGGAAACUUCGAGAAAGUGAUUGAGAAGUUUGAUUCACACUGCUCACCGAAAAAGAACGAGACAUUUGAGAGGUAUGUUUUUCGUUCACGUCUGCAACUUCAAGGAGAGACUUUUGACAACUUCUUAAUCGAUCUCAAAUUGAAAGCAAAGACAUGUAACUUUGGAUUGCUGCAUGAUUCAAUGGUCCGGGACCAAAUAGUGUUCGGAAUAAAUGAUCAGAAAAUGAGGGAGAGACUGUUGAGAGAAACUGAGCUUACAUUAACUGACGCAGUGCGGAUAUGCCAUGCCAGUGAAGUGGCGCAGCAUCAUGCUAAAACGUUUAGUGAGAAUGCUAAGACAAGCGGACAUGAAAGUUCGUCAGUAGCUGUGGUGACAGAGAAAGUUAAAAAACAAAGCUCAUCAAAAUGGAGACAGCAAAAUGAAAAAGAAAUGUAUAAUUGCAAGAGAUGUGGCAAAAGACACAGACCAAAGCAGUGCCCUGCUUAUGGCAAAGCCUGUGCUAAAUGUGGAGGACAGAAUCACUUUGCGAAGCAGUGCAUGACAAAAAGUAGGCAAAGUCGAAGCGAACGAGUCCAUACAGUGGAAGAAACUGCUCUUAGUGAUACAUUCUUUGUGGGCAUGGUAGAACAGGCUGAAGUUAACAGUCUUGAGAAGGAUAAGUGGACUGUGGCUGUGGAAAUAAAUGGAGCAACAGUAACACUGAAACUAGACACAGGAGCCAAAGCCAAUUUGAUCUCUGAAAGGGAUAUAAGAAAAAUGAAAAGCAAGCCACAUAUUAAACCAAACGCUGUGCAACUCAAAGCUUACAAUGGACAGAGCAUUGAAACAAGAGGAACAUGCAAAUUCAAGGUAAAAGUGAAAGAUAAAGAACAACACCUCGUGUUCGUAGUCGUUCCAGAUGGACAUGACUCAGUGCUGGGAGACAAGGCAUGUGAAGACUUAGGCCUAGUUAAAAGAGUAUACAACAUAAAACAUGCCAACACACAGAACAGUGUAGAAAGUAUAGUAAAACAGUUUCCUGACAUCUUUGAGGGGUUCGGAGUGCUUCCAUUCACCUAUAAGAUACAACUUAAAGAGGAUGCAAAGCCAGUGGUCCAUGCUCCGAGACGGGUACCAGCCCCGCUACGUGAUAAGUUGAAACAGGAACUGGAAAGGAUGACAGCCAUGGGAGUUAUAAAGAAAGUGGAACAGCCGACGGAAUGGGUGAACUCCAUGGUUUGUGUGAAAAAAGCAAACGGAGAACUACGAGUGUGUAUGGACCCAAAAGACCUGAACGCAAACAUUCAGAGAGAACACUAUCAGAUCCCAACUCGGGAAGAAAUUAUCAGUGAGAUGGGAGGUGCAAAGUUUUUUACAAAGCUGGAUGCAUCUCAGGGCUUUUGGCAGGUAAAAUUACAUGAAGAUAGCACACACUACUGCACAUUUAACACGCCCUUUGGCAGAUACUCCUUCUUGAGGAUGCCCUUUGGGAUUUCUUCAGCACCUGAAGUGUUUCACAAAGCCAUGGAGCACAUAAUUGAAGGCAUACAAGGAGUUCGUGUUUAUGUGGAUGAUGUCAUAUUGUGGGGAUCCACAAUUGAACAGCACAAUGAGAGGCUCACAGAAGUUUUGCAGCGAGUACAGAAAUAUGGUCUGAGACUGAAUAAACAAAAAUGUCAGUUUGGAGUAAAUGAAGUCACAUUUCUAGGAGACAAGCUGUCAGCAGGUGGUGUACAACCUGACAAAAGUAAAAUAGAAGCAAUACUCAAUAUGCCCAGACCUACAGACAAAAAGGCAGUGUUAAGAGUGAUGGGAAUGAUUAACUUUAUCGGGAAGUUUAUACCAAACCUGUCUUCGAAAACGGUGUACAUGAGAGAACUGCUACAUGACAAGUGUGAGUUCAAGUGGACGAACAACCAUGAACAAGAGUGGGGACGUCUGAAGACACUCUUGACGACAAAGCCGGUGCUUACAUUCUUUGAGCCAUCUAAGAGGACAAAGAUUUCAACAGACGCAUCUAAGGAUGGCCUGGGAGCCGUGCUGCUCCAGGAAGAAGGAAAACACUGGAGACCAGUUGCAUAUGCAUCGAGAACUAUGACUCAAGCUGAGUGUCGUUACGCUCAGAUCGAGAAGGAGUGCCUUGGACUGGUGUAUGGCGUGGAGAAAUUUCACAGUUAUGUUUACGGACUUCCAAAGUUUGUGGCGGAGACAGAUCACAAGCCACUAAUAGCCAUCAUCAAGAAGAAUUUGAGUGAAAUGUCACCGAGAAUCCAACGGCUAAUGAUGAAGCUCCAGCGAUAUGAUUUUGAGUUAAUAUACACGCCUGGAAAGUACAUAGUGCUGGCGGAUGCCCUCUCCAGAGCUACCUCAGACAAUGAGACACAUCGCAAGAGCUCUACAGAAGCUGAAGUGACUCUUCAUGUGAAUAUGAUUUACAGUGCUCUUCCAGUGACCGAUGCAAAGUCACAACAGAUUGCAGCUGAAACAGCAAAAGACAGAGAGCUGCAGAUGGUCAUCAAACUACUGAAUGAAGGAUGGAAAAAGGAAGCAUGUUCGCUGUACUACAAUAUAAGGUCAGAGUUGAGUAUGGUAAAAGGUCUCCUGCUGAGAAAGAAUAGAAUAGUGAUACCUCAUUCACUGAGAACAGAAAUGCUGAAAAGAUUGCAUGAGGGACAUCUGGGAGCAGAAAAAUGCAAAAGGAGAGCCAGGACAGCCAUAUAUUGGCCAGGAAUAAAUGCUGACAUUGACAGAAUGGUUUCAAACUGUGACACCUGCUUAAGUCAUCGAGCAAAACAGCAAAAAGAACCAAUGAUCAUCACUGACAUGCCAAGUGAGCCGUGGCAGAAAAUUGGAACAGAUUUGUUUUUCCUAGAUGGAAAGAACUAUCUACUAGUUGUGGACUACCUGUCUAACUAUCCGGAGAUGGCUCUGCUUCCAAACACAUCUACUGCCAGUGUAAUCACACACAUGAAAUCGAUCUUUGCAAGGCACGGGAUCCCUCAGGUUGUCUGUAGUGACAAUGGACCGUGUUAUAGUAGCAAAGCAUUCCAGGAAUUUGCAGUGGAGUAUGAUUUCGAACAUGUGACAUCGAGCCCGCUAUAUCCACAAUCUAACGGGAAAGCGGAGAAGGGAGUGCAUAUAGUUAAAAUGCUACUGAAAAAAGCAGCGAGCAGCAAGUCUGACCCGUAUCUAGCAUUGUUAAAUUACCGUGCUUCACCACUGGAACAUGGUUUAUCUCCAGCUGAGAUGCUAAUGGGAAGGAAAUUACGUACUACCCUACCUUACCUGACACAGCCACAGAGAAACAAAGGUUUGCAAAAGAAACAAAUGCAACUGAAAAAGAGACAGAAAAUAAACUAUGACAGGACCUCCAGGAGUCUUGGACCUCUUGCUAACAAUGACACUGUAAGACUUGAGGAUUGCAAUACCUGGCAUAGAAAAGCCACAGUCCUUGAGGAGAUUUAUCCAAGAUCUUACACUGUAAAAACAGAGGAUGGUCAAAUCCUGAGGAGAAAUAGGAGAAGUUUGCUGAAAACACAAGAAACAGUGCCACGGGAUACAUCACCUGUAGAAUCUGAAACAGAAUCAGUUAUAGACAAUACAGAACAGAAAAAGGAAACACACAUACCUGAAUUGAGAAGAUCCAAACGCACAGUUAAACCACCUGAGAGACUUGAUCUGUAAAAGAUGCAUUAGUAAAGUGAUCAGACAUUUAAGUAUUUACAAUGCCAAAGAGAGUAUUGACAAUUGAAUGUUAAUUGUGAGAUGUUUUACAUAAAGUAUAUAAUGUUUAUGUUGUCACAUAAUAUGUUCUGUUCAGUAAGUGUGUAAGAAUUGAAAUGCAGUAAUGUUGAAACCUUAAAUCUAAAAAAAAAAAAGGAGAUGUCAUGAUAAGUGAGUAUUUCAUGAUAUGUGUAUAUACCUAGUCUAACCACUAGAUGUCAGUAGUGACGCACUUACCGGUAUAUGUUAAUACUGCAUGAGUGAGACGAGUUGUCGUGUUGUUGUGGUCUAGAGUUGCACCAUGUGCGCAUCGUUCUGAAAUAAAGAUAUGUUUGUCAUACAACGUUUAUUUGAUUAAAGAACAAACAUUACAGAGCCAUUCAAAAGCUUUUCUCACUCGCGUUGCAUUGAUCUCAUGUGCCAAUCGAUCUGCGCCGCGCAUGCAUCAUCUUGCAUCAGGAAAUCCACGAGGGUUGGAUAGGAAAAGGACGCUCUUUCUUGGCUGGUGUUGUAAAGCUGCCGUUUAUAUUUAACGGAGCAAGUCUCAAAUAAGUGCACAAACCCAAAACGGACGAGAUGUCAUAAUAAAUAAUACAUUUCAUAAUGUUGAAUAGCAAUAUAGCUAAGAGCAGCCGUUUUUCUAUGUUCAGAAGUGUGAACUUGAUGAUAUUCUGUACUGUUCUGGUUUUAUUUAUUACACUGGCUUUAUUUGGUACAUGUACGCUGAGUAGUGAUCCUUUGUUACUUCUUACAGAAUUAGCGUGGCUUUGAAGAUUCACACACUUGACAUGAAAAUGUGAGCAGCUGCUUUUCCAUGUCAAGAUUCAUUUCCAGUGAGCAGGUUGUCCUGGAAAAUUUGAGACUUUAUAAAUGCCUUCAAUUUGUAGAAUGUUUUAGAUGUUCAAUGUUUAAUCUGUUAUGAGGCAUUUUCAUUUGCUUUACUACAUGUAAGAAUACUUAAAUUCAGUUGACAUUUUGCUGAACACUGAGUGAUUCUUAAAAUAUUGGUAAUAUGUUUAAAGAAGUAAUUCCAUAAGCUCUUAGUGUGAAAAUGUUAAAUUCAAGUGAAAUUGUGAUUUACUUUGAGUGAGGAACCCUCCCCACUUCUAUAUUGGUGUUUUUGGAGAUAGUUGUAAAAUGUUUUACAUGUUUAACAUUUGAAUUGUUAAGUGGCAGUCCAUGAGGUUUAAUUUAAUUUAUGUGAGCUUUGAGUAAGAAUGCUAAAAUCUAUGAACACAUUGGCGUUUCCCCAAACAGGGUUUAGAUUAAUUCAGGACUAGGCCUUAGUUAUAUUAGGACAUUUAGGUAGUUUUUACAAACGAAAAACAUUAUAGGUGUGCAUCUUGAGACAAAAAAAUGGCACUGAUAUUUGUUAAGAUAUUUCGGUGCAAGAUGAUUUUAAAUUGACAUGAUUUUAAAAAUGACAGCUUAAACAUGCAUUUUAGGCUGGAACUAGGAUAAGCAUUGUCUAGGUAGGACAUCGCCCCUUGGGGAGGUACACUCAGUUACUUACAUUUUAUUUACAUUUU
Messenger RNA from Misgurnus anguillicaudatus (oriental weatherfish), 5695 nucleotides. The record is from RefSeq and is a predicted model, not a curated record. Lineage: Eukaryota; Metazoa; Chordata; Actinopteri; Cypriniformes; Cobitidae.